Messenger RNA from Menidia menidia (Atlantic silverside), 1386 nucleotides. NCBI's taxonomy places the organism in Eukaryota, Metazoa, Chordata, Actinopteri, Atheriniformes, Atherinopsidae. The record is from the annotation of a GenBank genome assembly.
UUGGCUUCGAGGGACAGCUGUCACGAAGAAAAAAAGAGAGAGUACUCUAGUGGAUCUGAGUCCUUCCUCUCCUCCCGUAUCAAAACUACCCCGUCUGCAUCAUCGUUGUCCCACUCUGAGCCACGACAUCAUCCUAGGGAGAUGGUGACGGAGCGCUCGGCCCCCGCCAGGCUCCGCUGCGAGGAGCUGCUGUUUUACGCGGCCUGUGUGUGUAACUGCUGGUCCGUGUGCUUGUGUGUGUGCGUGUGCCUGGAGGGCAGAGUGUUUAGGAGGGGAGGCGGCGGGAUGCGGAUGGGCAGCAGCUGGAGGUGGCAGCUCUCCCGGGCCACCCGACUGGCGCUGCGCUGGUGCCGGCAGUGGCGGGGGGGGCGGGGCGCGGGCCGGGACCCCCCCGGGCCGGGGACGUGGGGCGCGCUGCGGGAGCUGUGGAUCUACAGCCGGCUGCUGCUCCGCUCCCUGUACUACAACGCCCUCACCAACUCGGACACGGCGCUGGACUGUGCCUUCGAGCCCGUCUACUGGAUCGUGGACAACGUGACCCGCUGGUUCGGCGUGGUGUUUGUCUGCUUGGUUGUCCUGCUUACGGCUUCAGUCGUGGUCGUGGUCUACCUGUUUGUCCUACCCACGAUCCUCAGCACCUACCCCACGCACUGGAGCGCCUGGCAUCUCUGCUGCGGCCACUGGCUGCUCAUCAUGGUGGUCUUUCAUUACUACAAGGCCACCACCACCUCGCCGGGACACCCGCCCAAGGACAAACUUGAUGUGCCCUCCGUCUCCAUCUGUAAGAAAUGCAUCACUCCCAAACCACCGAGGACGCACCACUGCAGCAUCUGCAACACGUGCGUUCUGAAGAUGGACCACCACUGCCCCUGGCUCAACAACUGCGUAGGCCACUUCAACCACCGCUACUUCUUCUCUUUCUGCCUCUACAUGACCCUGGGCUGCAUCUACUGCAGCGUGAGCAGCAGAAACCUGUUUGUGGAGGCCUACAACGCUGUGGAGACCUACUAUCAGACCCCCCCACCGGAAUACAGCUCCAGAGAAAGCACUGCUCAUAAGAGCGUCAUCUUCCUCUGGGUACUGACCAGCUCGGUGGCCGUGGCUCUGGGAGGACUCACUCUGUGGCACGCCAUGCUCAUCAGCCGGGGGGAGACCAGCGUGGAGCGCCACAUCAACCGCAAAGAAGCCAGAAGGCUCAAGGAGAGGGGCAAGGUGUUCAGGAACCCGUUCCAUCAGGGCCGACUAAACAACUGGAAGCUGAUGUUUGGCGUGGAAACGAGGAGUCAUUGGCUCACUCGAGUCCUGCUACCCAGCAGCCAUCCGCCAAUCGGAGACGGCCUAAUGUGGGACUGCACCUUUAUCAGGAGAGACCCCAUCGCCAUCUGA